AGCUGGCGGUCUAAAGCGAGGCCAACUUGUCAGCAAUGCAGAACGCAUAGGACGGGCCUGGUUUUGCAAGUCAGAUCAGCAGGACCCAUGUCUCUCGAAGCAUGGCUACCAGUACGUCCAAUCCAUUCGACGCCACAAGUAACGUGGAACCUCUUACGAACACACACGGCUUUAGCAGCAGCAGAGAAAUGCAAGUGGCUAGCUCCCAAGGCGGCUACGCGAGGGAGCCUCCAGAAAUGAAGUACAUGCCACCGCAGCACCAGGGUCCAAACGGACAUGCUCUCGGGUCUCACCAUCAAUGGGUUAGCCUACCCCAUCAUAGUGACCCCUCGGGCUGGCCGUCCAACAUGCACCACCAUGGACUGCAUUCGCAGGACAUCAAACCGCCGCAUCACUCAGGAUCAGAGCUACACCAUGGUUCCUUGGCCCACCACCGUCCGCCGCAGCAUAUGACACCCUGGCACCCGUCCUCUCUAGCGGGCCAGCACAUGGCUAACAUGUCGCCAUCGACCAACGGCUCCUCACCCCUUCAACACCCAGCAUACUCCAUGAACGGGAUGAUGACCCAUGGCGGGGUGCAGAUCCACCCGGCAAUGAGGGAGGUGCCACAACAUCUCGCAGGAGAGCAGUUCCCUCAGCUACACCACCCACUUCAUCACCACGACAACGGACACCACCGAAUGCACCCAGACAGUGACGAAUCUGGUUUACUCGAGACACCACCACCAUCAUCAGACGAUUUAGAAAGCUUUGCAAAACAGUUUAAACAACGUCGGAUCAAGCUAGGCUUUACGCAGGCAGACGUUGGGCUGGCGCUCGGCACGCUUUACGGUAACGUCUUCAGCCAGACCACAAUCUGCAGGUUCGAAGCUCUGCAGCUCAGCUUCAAGAAUAUGUGUAAGUUAAAGCCUUUACUAGCCAAGUGGUUGGAAGAGGCAGACUGCACUACGGGAUCACCGACGUCCAUUGACAAAAUCGCCGCCCAGGGACGGAAAAGAAAAAAACGAACGAGUAUUGAGGUGUCUGUGAAAAGUGCGUUAGAAAAUCACUUUCACAAACAGCCCAAACCCUCGGCUCAAGAGAUCUCCGCCCUUGCUGACAGUCUACAAAUAGAAAAAGAGGUUGUCCGAGUCUGGUUUUGUAAUCGUCGUCAGAAAGAGAAAAGAAUGACCCCUCCUGUGACAUCCAUGGGUCCGAGCAACCUAACCAACCAAACUGGCUCGGUGACCGUUUCUACCAACAGUAACACUGAAAUGUUGAUGGGGCACAGAGAUGGUGGUAUCCAUGGUGGCAGUCCGGUUCACCUCCAUAACCACUCGCACAGUCCACCCAUGCUCCAUUCUCCGACUCCUCAUUCAACUAGCCAUUCAAUUCACACAGUAGGACAAUCGCUGACCGCUCACUGACCAACGGAUUCGCAGCCAGUACUGAGCGCCAGUGUAAGAUUUUAUUAGCCUAUCAGUUCGUUUGUCAUUAGUGUGCGUGUGUGAAUGUGUAUAAAGCCUCGUGCAAUCCAAUAAACCUGAGAUCUUCUGCUCAGAAACUGACAGAUUUGUAUAUAGUGAACUUCAGAUGUAGUCUGUAGAUUAAAAACAGUCAUGUCGAACAGUAACUGUGAACGAUGUAAAUUAAUGGACAUGACUGUUGUCAUUGUUGGGGUUCAUUUGUAGCUAGACAGGGCACGCCGAAACUAGUCGCAGCUCGAAUACCGGGAAGGAUAAGGGGUGAAGGAAAGCUACAGAAUAUGUAUUCCAUCGUCAUCCUUCGAGUGAGCUGAUGUGCACCAUUAUAGUUCAGUGUUUGCUUAGGAAGCUGUUGAGUGUUACAGUCUAUGUUCUGCUAAGCAGCUGCCGUGUAUCGUAAUUCAUCGUUUACCAGAAAACUGACGAGAAUUUCAGCCCUUGUGAGUUGGUUCAAGGAUGUUUGAAAAAUGGCCCAACAGUUUUCUCGACGAAGGCGACAUCAUGUGGAAAUAUAUUUAAACUACUGGAUAGUUUGAUUUAGAUUAAAAAAAAAGUUGGUUUACUUUCACCAAAUAUUGUAAGUUUUCUUGUAAUGAUGAAUUUAAAAAGAAUAAUGUUAUUAAGGGGAUUAACCAUAUAGGCUGAUCCGAAAAUGUCUUUGGUACUUCCUUACUCAAUUGUUUCUAAAUAAAUAUGUAAAGGUAUACCUUAAAGAGAUAUACGAAACGAAACAUAAACCCCGUAGUAAACGUACUGUAUAGAACACGUACACAUUUAUGUAAAACAGCGUUUCAAAAGUUGCACCAACUGUUUGACAUCAUUUGUAAUAACCUGUAUCAGUCUUAUAUCUAAGUGCUAGUGAAUUACUGACGAACGUAUUUACGUACUAUUAUAAGUCUGUUUUUUUAUGUGAAAAAAAAAUGUAUUAGAUACACCCUCACUAACUAUAAAUCUAUAAGCAUUCCUUAAAAGAGGGUCUUUUUAUUGGAAGUUUCAAAGACGGUUUGAAUCGUAUUGUAUUUGUAUGCGUCAAGUGUUAAAGGUUUUAAUAAAGACCAGUUUUAAUCAGA
Molecule: messenger RNA, 2533 nt
Organism: Limulus polyphemus (Atlantic horseshoe crab)
Lineage: Eukaryota; Metazoa; Arthropoda; Merostomata; Xiphosura; Limulidae
Product: POU domain, class 3, transcription factor 4-like
Exons: 3
Coding region: 102-1406 (434 amino acids)
Biological process (GO): regulation of transcription by RNA polymerase II
Molecular function (GO): DNA-binding transcription factor activity, RNA polymerase II-specific; RNA polymerase II cis-regulatory region sequence-specific DNA binding
Source: RefSeq, a predicted model, not a curated record